This is a messenger RNA of Babesia ovata, 372 nucleotides long. RefSeq lists its product as uncharacterized. The transcript has a single exon. NCBI's taxonomy places the organism in Eukaryota, Apicomplexa, Aconoidasida, Piroplasmida, Babesiidae. The record is from RefSeq and is a predicted model, not a curated record. The coding region runs from base 1 to 372 and encodes 123 amino acids.
AUGGAUGAGCGUGAGACGGAGGUGCCUGCCGAAGAUGAGGAAAGGGGUCUGUCAAAGUGUGUUUCUGUGGGUGGGGACAAGGAUGGUGAAGAUGACAGGAGAACGGACAAGCUAGAGCAGGUGAAGGAGUGGAAGAAGCGCUGGCGAAGGAACUGGCCAAAGGAGGCAGAGAAGUUGGUUGAUCUGUUAGAAAAGUUUAUGUCACUGAAUGUAUACUGGAUGAGUCACUGGACUAUCUCCGGUUACAUAGGACCUCGCAUUUUUAUGUUAGACCUGAAAUUGCACCGUCAGGCAACGAUCGUGACGGCGCUAAUGUUAAUCCAGACGCUUAAGGUGGCACAGACCAAUCGCAGAAGCGGCAGGAAGAGUUGA